Mastomys coucha (southern multimammate mouse) is the source of this 4561-nucleotide messenger RNA. It is a transcript of the gene Ablim3, whose product is annotated as actin binding LIM protein family member 3. Gene Ontology annotation, biological process: cilium assembly; cytoskeleton organization; lamellipodium assembly. Gene Ontology annotation, cellular component: stress fiber; actin cytoskeleton. The transcript has 23 exons. Gene Ontology annotation, molecular function: actin filament binding. The coding region runs from base 612 to 2663 and encodes 683 amino acids. NCBI's taxonomy places the organism in Eukaryota, Metazoa, Chordata, Mammalia, Rodentia, Muridae. The record is from RefSeq and is a predicted model, not a curated record.
AGCGAGCGGCCGCGCCCCCCGCGCUGCCAAGCUGCGAGCCCACAUCAUGGAUGGCGAGCUCUCAGGUUUCGCCUGGCUCGCCCUGGCAUCCCAGACCCCAGACGACCAGCGGGAUUCAUGAGCCGCUUGCAGGGGCCGGGGCAGGGGCCUCUGGCUCCCAAAACUGGCCAAGAGGUGGGUCCCGGGGCGGGUCGCUGCUUCCGAGGCCGGGCGGGGACGCGCUGCCUCCGCCCUGCCUCCCUGUGGUCCACACCCCCUUCGGGCUCCGCAGCCUGCCGGCUGGGAUAACACUGGGUGCGCAAGAGCUGGCGCUGCCAGCCUCGCUACUGCCCGGGGUUCGGGUCCCAGGUGCUGAGGACGAGGCACCUGAGUCCUCCUCGCCUGCCCCUCCUCCCUGUUCACCUGCCCUGUUCGUCCACUCGCCUUAAAAGGCCAGCGGCUCCAGCCCAGACGGAGGAGCCGGCAGGGGAGAGCGCACCUGAGGAUACACAGCUGGCCCUGCUCAGCCUUUUCACCCCUAGGUGAUGAGUGAGGCCAGGAGAACACAAGAUUUAAAAAGCAACCGGGGCCUCCUCCGUAUUGAAUGAACGACCCAGAGCAAAGGCAUCACCAUGAACACGAGCAUUCCUUACCAGCAGAGUCCGUACAGUCCCCGGGGCAGCUCCAAUGUCAUCCAGUGCUACCGCUGUGGAGACACCUGCAAAGGGGAGGUGGUCCGCGUCCACAACAACCACUUCCACAUCAGAUGCUUCACUUGUCAAGUAUGUGGAUGCGGCCUGGCCCAGUCCGGCUUCUUCUUCAAGAACCAGGAGUACAUCUGCACCCAGGACUACCAGCAGCUCUAUGGCACCCGCUGUGAUAGCUGCCGGGACUUCAUCACGGGCGAGGUCAUCUCCGCCCUGGGCCGCACCUACCACCCUAAGUGCUUCGUGUGCAGCUUGUGCAGGAAGCCUUUCCCUAUUGGAGAUAAGGUGACCUUCAGUGGUAAAGAAUGCGUAUGUCAGACGUGCUCCCAGUCAAUGACCAGCAGCAAGCCCAUCAAGAUCCGUGGACCAAGCCACUGUGCUGGAUGCAAAGAGGAGAUUAAACAUGGCCAGUCACUCCUGGCACUGGACAAGCAGUGGCACGUUAGCUGUUUCAAAUGCCAGACCUGUAGCGUCAUCCUCACUGGGGAAUACAUUAGCAAGGACGGUGUUCCUUACUGCGAGUCUGAUUAUCACUCCCAGUUUGGCAUCAAAUGUGAGACUUGUGACCGGUACAUCAGUGGCAGGGUCUUGGAGGCAGGAGGGAAACACUACCACCCUACUUGUGCCAGAUGUGUACGCUGCCACCAGAUGUUCACUGAAGGGGAGGAGAUGUAUCUCACAGGUUCUGAGGUGUGGCACCCGAUCUGCAAGCAGGCAGCCAGGGCAGAGAAGAAGCUCAAGCAUAGACGGACUUCUGAAACUUCCAUCUCGCCCCCUGGGUCCAGCAUUGGGUCGCCUAACCGAGUCAUCUGUGCUAAAGUGGAUAAUGAGAUCCUUAAUUACAAAGACCUGGCAGCUCUCCCCAAGGUCAAAUCCAUCUACGAGGUGCAACGCCCCGACCUCAUUUCCUACGAGCCUCAUUCCAGAUACACCUCUGACGAGAUGCUGGAGAGAUGCGGCUAUGGAGAGUCACUGGGAACAUUAUCUCCUUACUCCCAGGACAUCUAUGAGAACCUAGACCUCCGACAGAGACGGGCCUCCAGCCCCGGAUACAUCGAUUCCCCCACCUACAGUCGGCAAGGCAUGUCUCCCACCUUCUCUCGUUCACCUCAUCAUUACUACCGCUCAGGGCCUGAGAGUGGCCGGAGCUCCCCAUAUCAUAGCCAAUUAGAUGUGAGGUCCUCCACUCCAACCUCUUACCAGGCUCCCAAGCACUUUCACAUCCCAGCUGGAGAAAGUAACAUCUACCGAAAACCCCCGAUCUACAAACGGCAUGGCGAUUUGUCCACAGCAACCAAGAGCAAAACAAGUGAAGACAUCAGCCAGGCCUCCAAGUAUAGUCCAGCCUACUCUCCAGACCCCUACUAUGCUUCCGAGUCGGAGUAUUGGACCUACCAUGGGUCCCCCAAAGUGCCCCGAGCCAGAAGGUUCUCAUCUGGAGGAGAGGAAGAGGAUUUUGACCGCAGUAUGCACAAGCUCCAGAGUGGGAUUGGCCGGCUGAUCCUGAAGGAAGAGAUGAGGGCACGAUCAAGCUCCUAUGCGGAUCCUUGGACCCCUCCACGGAGCUCCACCAGCAGUCGGGAGGCCCUGCAUACCUCUGGCUAUGAGAUGUCCUUCAAUGGCUCCCCUCGUUCACACUACCUGGCUGACAGUGAUCCUCUCAUCUCCAAAUCUGCCUCACUGCCUGCCUACAGGAGAAAUGGGCUGCACAGGACACCCAGCGCAGACCUCUUCCACUACGACAGCAUGAACGCAGUCAACUGGGGCAUGCGAGAAUACAAGAUCUACCCAUAUGAGCUGCUGCUGGUGACCACAAGAGGAAGGAACCGACUGCCAAAGGAUGUGGACCGGACUCGCUUAGAGCGCCACCUGUCCCAGGAGGAGUUCUACCAGGUCUUCGGCAUGACCAUCUCCGAGUUCGAGAGGCUAGCCCUCUGGAAGAGGAAUGAACUGAAGAAGCAAGCCCGGCUGUUCUAGGCGGAGGCUCUAUACAUAUAGAUGCAUUUAUAUAAAGAUGUAUGUAAAUCUCUAUCCUGACACGAAGUAUAAUCCUCUUGUAUAAUGGGACACCACAUGCUGCCUGCUGUGAGACUUGCUUUUCUGUACUGUCAGGCGAGCCCACAUCAUCGAGGUAUUUUUACGCUCCUUCUCUUUUUCUACGUGCUGUGGGAUCUGGGAAGGGAUCUGAAGGGACUCCAUCCUUUUGCUGGGGAUCCUUUUUAUACUGAAACAUCUAUCCCACCUUGAGUCCCCAAGGUCUGACUCUCCUUCUAAAAAGGUGCCUCGAGGAGCCUCUACUCCCCAUUUCAGGACCUUUCCCCAGCCUCCAGGGCUGACACUGGCCAUGAAGUUUUCACACACCGUGGUCACAGAUGGGCCCUCCGGUGGAAAGUCUGUGACGAUCCACCCAAAUCAGUGAGCACCUUUGAGGCCUCGUAAAGAAUUCUCUCCACACAUCCAAAUAGGAGCUCGGUGCUCCAUGGGGUGAUGCGGUUAGAGGUGAGGUCCUCAAACCCAUUGCUUACACCAGUACAGAGGGGAUGGGCCCUGGCCUCUCCUAAACUCAGCACCCCUCCUCCUUCCACCCUUGGUCCUUCGCACUCCCUCAUGGAAAUCUAGAAUUCACAGUAGGAAACAGAAAAAGGCACUUCCCUCCCCUCAACCACCUGCAACCAGCUCUUCUCCCCCACCUCAGUGGUCCCAGUGCCCCCCAACCCUUCCCCCAUUCUAGGAGAGGCCAUUGUUGCAGCCUGUACUCUUCAGCCCUAUUACAACCUAUGUGCCUGAUGAUCUACACACCACAGGGCUAAUGUUCCCACCAUAGCUCCAGUGAGCAUCCAGACACACUUACCACCCUGUGCAGGGAGAAUAGGCCACACCCCAAAGAAAAAUCUUGGCCUAGGCCACUGGUCCCUAGAGGGCAAGACAUUCAUAAUCAGACCUCCACCCAUCAUCCCCUGGUAAUGCUAUGACAUGAGCUGGGUCUCAAAGGGGAAGCUUUCAGAAGCGUGGCUGUUGAGAGGACUCCAGAAUGACGCUUUGACCGAUACUGCUCAUGUUCUGCCCCUCGGUGGCCUCAGGGAUGGACUCUCCUGCUUUCUGGGACAGGUGAGAACAGAGCCUUCUCACACCCCCACUUCAAUUCUGAGUCAUUGACUGGUGGCAGCUCUUCCCUCUUGGAGAUGCCUGUGUCACAGUACUUGGGGGUCCCAGUGGAAAGAUGGAGACGUUUAAAAGGACAAUUAUGACGCACAAGAAGCUGGUGAUGUGAUGUGGUGAGUGUAGAACUGACUUCAGCAAAUCGUUCCCUGAGCACCUGCUGAUGCAACGCACCUGCUGACUGCUGAGCACUGAGUCGGGGGGAGGGGGAGGGGCACCGGGAUGACUCAUAGAAGGCCCUAGUUUCUGGGGCAUGCCUAGUUAAUGGGAGACCUGGUAAGAUGUGUGCCAGACUAACGGAUGCAAGGCAGAAAGUGAUGGACGGACGGACGGAGGCCUGAGAAAGUGUGUGGGAUGUUGCUGAAGGCGUGUGCAGUUGGUUGCAGACCAACGAGGAGGCUUCUGGAAGAGGUUGCAUGCAAGCAGAAUCAGGAAGGAUCUGAGGAAUCUGCACGCUGGAAGGGUGACAGGGUGGAGGGACUGGAAGGGAAGUUUAAUGUUCUCUCAUUUAAGAUCUCACCUCCCUGCAACUUCUCUCUUUGGCCAAUGUCUUUCAACUUUCCUGACCCAUUAGAAAUGUCCCCAGCCAGAUGCAAUCAUGGAAACUGCCUCAUUGUCACUGGUUAACAACUUGUGAGACUGAAGGGCUUUUGUUAUUGUUGUUGGGUAUUUUUGUUUGUUUGUUUUGCCAUAAAAGCACACCAUUUCAACCCAAA